Messenger RNA from Rosa rugosa (rugosa rose), 937 nucleotides. Its product is annotated as probable 3-beta-hydroxysteroid-Delta(8),Delta(7)-isomerase. The record is from RefSeq and is a predicted model, not a curated record. Bases 57 to 731 code for a protein of 224 amino acids. The transcript has 4 exons. Gene Ontology annotation, biological process: sterol biosynthetic process. Gene Ontology annotation, cellular component: membrane; endoplasmic reticulum. Gene Ontology annotation, molecular function: C-8 sterol isomerase activity; steroid Delta-isomerase activity; cholestenol delta-isomerase activity. NCBI's taxonomy places the organism in Eukaryota, Viridiplantae, Streptophyta, Magnoliopsida, Rosales, Rosaceae.
CGUUUUGACUUAUUUCAGUGUGUUGGUUUGUUUCCAAAUCCCAAAGGAAGUCGAAAAUGGAGGGAUCUGACUCUGCUCUGAAUCAUCCGUACUCGCCUCAGAAUGUAAAGCUACCGGGAUUUGUACCUGUGGUUUAUUCACAGGCCACCAUUCUUGGCGUUUAUGGCCUCGCUUCCCUACUCGUCGUUUCCCUUACUUGGCUCAUCUCAGGGAGAGCCCCGAAGAAAUCAAAACUUGAUAGGUGGCUUAUGUGUUGGUGGGCUUUCACGGGCCUCACGCAUUUGAUACUUGAAGGUUAUUUUGCAUUCUCGCCCGAGUUUUACAAGGAUAAGACUGCUUGUUACCUGGCUGAAGUCUGGAAAGAAUACAGCAAAGGUGAUUCAAGAUACGCAUUUAGGGAUGCAGGAGUUGUUGCUGUUGAAGGAUUGACUGCAGUUAUAGAGGGACCGGCUUGCCUUCUUGCAGUGUAUGCAAUAGCUAAAGGCAAGUCAUAUAGUUAUGUGCUCCAGCUUGCCAUUUCUUUGGGGCAGCUCUACGGAACUGCUGUAUAUUUCAUUACAGCCUUCUUGGAAGGUGACCACUUUGCUGCAAGUCCACUCUACUACUAUGAAUACUACAUUGCUGCCAAUGCUUCAUGGAUCGUUAUACCCACACUCAUUUCAAUCCGGAGUUGGAAGAGGAUUUGUGCAGCAGUACAGGCUCAAGGCCAGAAGAAGAACAAAACUCGCUGAGGUUGACUUCAGAUUUUUACGGUUUACAUUUUUUGUGGUUCUGUAUUGUGCCAGUUAUAAUGUUUCCAUUGAAUAAUAGUCUGAUUGGUUUGUAGAUUCAUUGGAUUAUGAAACAGUCACCAAGCAAUGAAUGGUUUUGGAAAGCUUUACAGACAAUGAAUGGUUUCUUUCACUGAGAUUGAUUAUGGAUUUGAUUGUCUCUACUA